AAGUGGUGAGCCCAGAGAAGGGGAACCUGUGGGAUUGCCAGGAGCCCCAGCAGCCCAGAGAGGGGGAACACCAAUACAAACCUGACCCGCAGCAACCCCGACAGGGGAGUGGCCUCCAGGAGCCAAAAGUGGAGAUACCAGAGAGGAGAAACCAAGGUUGGGUGUUUUUGCUGAAUCUUGGUCAUGUGUGCAUUUUGGGGGACUGAAUCUCGGUGUUUUGGGGUUUACUUGGGCACCAGAUUCCAGUGACUUCUAGAGUGUGCAGGCAGAGGGGCCCAACACUGGGAACUGUAAUACCUCAGGGCAAAGGUGACCAGGGUCAGAGAGAGACACCCCUCUGAGGACAAUGCUCUCACCAUCAGCAUUUUCAGGCUCAUGUGAAUGCAGCAGGCUUCAUUGGUAUCACCCAGUCCAGCUGCUCUUUUUUCCUUAUAUGUACUCUCCUAGAAUGUUCUCCCCUCUCUUGUCCCCCAUUGGUCCCGGUUUACUGCAAUGCUCCGCCCCUGUUACCUCAUUGGUUCCCCAGUUGGCUGCCCCUCCUCUGCACCACCUGUGCUCAGUUCCCAUUGGCCCUUGGCCCUCAGACCCGCCCCUUUCCCCCCUUAUCAAACCCUGUGUCCUCAGCCCCAUUUUGUUUCUGUGCGUGGACCCUCUGCAUUGCAAUAAACUGUGUUUGGAGCUGUGCACACAGACCUGCCUCUGGCCUUGUCCAUCAGCAGGUUAAGCAAGCGUGCUCCGGGCUCUGGGAGUGCAGGAUUUCCCAUUCCCAAACCCUGGCCGAAUGGAGGGGGUGGCUGUAAGGAAGAGGAAGAAGCCCCGUGACACCGAGACAGAGAAGGAGCUGAGGAUGGAGACCAGGGAGGACAAAUCCCCACAGCAGAAGCUCAUGGCAGAGGCUGUUCUGAAUGAUGCCACAGGGCAGAAACCCAAGGAGGAGGAAAAGCCUCGGAGAUCCCACAGGAGGAGGGCCUGCAAAUCCAGCCCAGGGUGCUCUGAGGGGGAAAGACCCACCCUGUUCCAGGAGGGUGGACAGAGCUUCAGGCAGAGCUCAAAGCUGUUCUCCCGUGAGCAGCUUCAUGAUGGGGAGAAGCCCUAUAAGUGCUUGGAGUGUGGGAAGAGCUUCAGGCAGAGCUCCCACCUCCUCUGCCACCAGAUGAUCCACACUGGGGAAUGGGCCUAUGAGUGUGGGGAAUGUGGGAAGGGCUUCAGGUGCAGCUCAGAACUCGUGAGGCACGAACACAUCCACACUGGGGAGAAGCCCUAUGAGUGUCCCGAGUGCCAGAAGAGGUUUGCCACCAGCUCCAAUCUCCUCCUGCAUGAGCAGAUUCACACCAAGGAGAAGCCCUUCCGCUGCCCUGACUGCAGGAAGGGCUUCAAGAACAACUCCAACCUCAUCAGACACCGGCGCAUCCACACCAGGGAGAGGCCCUACAAGUGUCCCCAGUGUGGGAAGAAGUUUCAGACCAGCUCCAAUCUCCUCCUGGAUGAGCGGAUUCACACCGAGGAGAGGCCCUUCUGCUGCCCUGACUGCGGGAAGGGCUUCAAGCACAACUCGACCCUCAUCACCCACCGGCGCAUCCACAGUGGGGAGAGGCCCUACGAGUGUCCCCAGUGUGGGAAGAGCUUCACCCAGAGCUCUCACUUGACCCAACACCGACGGAGGCACCAGGGAGAAAAGCCCUACAAGUGCUUGGAGUGUGGGAAGAGCUUCAGGCAGAGCAGCACCCUGAUCAGCCACCAGAUGAUCCACACUGGGGAAUGGGCCUACAAGUGUGGGGAAUGUGGGAAGGGCUUCAGCUGCAGCUCAAAACUUGUCAGGCAUCAACGCAUCCACACUGGUGAGAGGCCCUAUGAGUGUCCUGAGUGCCAGAAGAGGUUUCACACCAGCUCAAAUCUCCUCUGCCACCAGCGGAUUCACACAGAUGAGCGGCCCUUCCACUGUUCUGACUGUGGGAAGAGCUUCAAGUACAACUCCUACCUCAUGAAGCACCAGUGCAUCCACACUGGGGAGAGGCCCUACGAGUGUCCCCAGUGUGGGAAGAGGUUUCACAUGAGCUCCAAUCUCCUCCAGCACCAGCGGAUUCACACAGAUGAGAGGCCCUUCCACUGCUCUGACUGCGGGAAGGGCUUCAACCGCAACUCCCACCUUGUCACCCACCGGCGCAUCCACACUGGGGAGAGGCCCUACGAGUGUCCCCAGUGUGGGAAGAGCUUCAGACAGAGCUCUCAUUUGAGCAGACACCAACACAGUCACCAGUAAGGGAAGACAUGCAAAUGCUGCAACUGCAGGAAGAGCUUUCAGCACCGCUCAGAGCUGGUGGUCCAUGAGCAGCUCCAUGAUGAGGAGAAGCCCCACAAGUGCUUGGAGUGUGGGAAGAGCUUCACGAGGAGCUCCAGCCUGAUUGUGCACCAGAGGAGCCACACUGGGGAACGGCCCUACGAGUGUGAUCAGUGCAAGAAGAGGUUUCAGACCAGCUCCAGUCUCCUCCUGCACCAGCGCACGCACACAGAGGAGAGGCCCUUCCGCUGCCCCGACUGCGGGCAGGGCUUCAGGCGGAACGCCCAUCUUGUCAGGCACCAGCUCAUCCACACUGGGGAGAGGCCCCACGAGUGUGAGGAAUGUGGGAAGAGCUUCAGGCAGAGCUCCACCCUGAUCCAGCACCAGAGGACCCACACUGGGGAACGGCCCUACGAGUGUGGGGAGUGUGGGAAGAGAUUCGGACAUCGCGCCAACCUGAUCGUGCACCAGAAGAUCCACACUGGGGAGAGGCCCUACGAGUGUUCCGAGUGUGGGAAGGGGUUUCGGAUUAGCUCUGAUCUCCUCCAGCACUAUCAGAGUCACACAGAGGAGAGGCCCUUCUGCUGCCCCGACUGCGGGAAGGGAUUCAAGCGCAACUCCAACCUCGUCACCCACCGGCGCAUCCACACUGGGGAGAGGCCCUACGAGUGUCCCCAGUGUGGGAAGAGCUUCUCCAGGAGCUCUACAUUGACCCAACACCAACGGAGGCACCGGUGAGGGAAGCCCUGCGAGUGCCCCGAGUGUGGGAAGAGCUUUGUCCAGAGCUCGGAGCUGGUGGUCCAUGAGGAGGUUCCUGAUGGGGAGAAGCCCCACAAGUGCUUGGAGUGUGGGAAGAGCUUCAGGUGGAGCUCCCACCUGAUCGUGCACCGGAGGAGCCACACUGAGGAUAGGCCCUACGAGUGUGAUCAGUGCAGGAAGAGGUUUCAGACCAGCUCCAGUCUCCUCCUGCACCAGCGCACGCACACAGAGGAGAGGCCCUUCCGCUGCCCUGACUGCGGGCAGGGCUUCAGGCACAACUCCACCCUCCUCAGGCACCGGCUCAUCCACACUGGGGAGAGGCCCCAUGAGUGUGAGGAAUGUGGGAAAAGCUUCAGGCAGAGCUCCCACCUGAUCAGCCACCGGAGGACCCACACUGGGGAACGGCCCUAUGAGUGUGGGCAGUGUGGGAAAAGCUUCAGCCAGCAUUCCAGCCUGAUUGUCCACCAAAAGAUCCACUCUGGGGAGAGGCCCUAUGAGUGUUCUGAGUGUGGGAAGGGGUUUCGGAUCCGCUUCCAUCUUUUCCGGCACUAUCAGAGUCACACAGAGGAGAGGCCCUUCUGCUGCCCCGACUGCGGGAAGGGAUUCAGGCACAACUCCCACCUUGUCAGGAACCGGUGCAUCCACACUGGGGAGAGGCCUUACGAGUGUCCCCAGUGUGGGAAGAGCUUCUCCUGCAGCUCUACAUUGACCCGACACCAACGGAGGCACCGGUGA
Molecule: messenger RNA, 3772 nt
Organism: Passer domesticus (house sparrow)
Lineage: Eukaryota; Metazoa; Chordata; Aves; Passeriformes; Passeridae
Product: zinc finger protein 850-like
Exons: 8
Biological process (GO): regulation of transcription by RNA polymerase II
Cellular component (GO): nucleoplasm
Molecular function (GO): DNA-binding transcription repressor activity, RNA polymerase II-specific; RNA polymerase II cis-regulatory region sequence-specific DNA binding
Source: RefSeq, a predicted model, not a curated record